AUGAAUAAUAUCAAUAAGCAACUCAUUAAGGAUAUAUAUAAAAUCGGCCUCGAACAUAAGGACUUUAUAAAUAUUGAUAGUUUGGAAGAAAUAUAUGAAAAAAAAAAAAAAGCAAAAAUAAAGAGAAAUGAAAUUGUUUAUGCAUUAAAUAUUCUUGAAAAUGCAAGAGCAUGUUCUAUUAAAAAUGAAAAUAAUAAAAUUAUAACUCGAAUGCGAACUGAAGAAGUUACUAAAAAAUUAAAAGAAUUAAGUGACAUUGAUUUUUUAAUUUUUAGUAAAGUUGAAAAUAGUCAAAGUAAUGGAAUUUGGACAGCUGAUUUACGAAAACAAACAAAAUUACUUAUCCACCAAGUUCAAAAGGGCUUAAAGUUUUUGUGUGAAUGCAAAUUAAUCAAGCAGGUUAAUAACAUUCACGUUAAAAACCGUAAAAUGUAUAUAUUAUAUGAUAUAGAGGCUUCAGAAAAGGUUAUUGGCGGGUCAUUUUACAAAGAUGGUGAAUUUAACAAAAAAGUUGUUGAUUAUAUAAGAGAGAAUAUUUGUUUUUAUUUAUAUAACAAUAAUAAUUCUAAUGUUACGUCUGUUAUUAAUUAUAUUAAGAAGCUUAAUAAUAGUAUUGGUUAUUUUUCUGAUAAUGAUAUAUAUAGAGUUAUAAAAACAUUAUUAUUUGAAGAGAGAAUUAAAAUAUAUAAAAAUAAUGAUAAUGAAGAAUUAAUUUAUUAUUAUAAUAAUGAAAAAAAAAAAAUUCUUAAUCAAUUUCCGUGUUUUUCUUGUGAUAUUUUUAAUAAAUGUAAUUUCGAUACAAAAACCAAUAUCAACCCAAAGACUUGCUUAUAUUUAAAUGUUUAUCUUAAUUUGGAGGUAUAA
Messenger RNA from Plasmodium vinckei vinckei, 864 nucleotides. Its product is annotated as DNA-directed RNA polymerase III subunit RPC6, putative. Bases 1 to 864 code for a protein of 287 amino acids. Gene Ontology annotation, cellular component: RNA polymerase III complex. The record is from RefSeq and is a predicted model, not a curated record. Lineage: Eukaryota; Apicomplexa; Aconoidasida; Haemosporida; Plasmodiidae. Gene Ontology annotation, biological process: transcription by RNA polymerase III. The transcript is spliced from 5 exons.